AUGUCUAUGCCGAUAAAUUGAAUAAAAAAUACUCUUUGGUCAACUUAUCUCUAUUAUCACUUGUCAUAAAAACUUUUUGACAGAUGCGGAAAUCACGAAAUUUAUCUAGCCAGUUGAUCGGAGGAAGCUCGAAUGAAGGACAUGCUUGCACUGUGGAAAAGCAGACUUCUGGCAGUUUUCUGCCCCAGUUACCCAAAGAAGCUAAUUGCUGCCAACGUCUCAUACGGCGCUAUAAAAAAUUCAUUCAGGUUUCGAAGAAAGAUCCUUUGACCCAGGAAUACUUCAGAAGCACAACAGGAUUUUUGAAUGAAAGGAAGAGGCAUGCCCAGUCUAAAUAUAGCUACAUCAUUCAUCCCUUCAGUGAUUUCGCAUUUUGUCGAGAGGUUAUAUUAUCGAUUGCCCUAUCCUCGGUAUACAUUUGCGCGCCGCUGGUAGCAUUUUUCAACGAUUUAGGAAUUUGUGACCAUCCUUUGAUUUAUAUGCAAGAAUUUAUGACAAGUGUUAUUUUCGUUUCUGAUAUCUUCGUCAGAUGUUUUAUAGCCAUUGAAAACAGAGAAACCAAACAAGUGUUAUUAGAGCAGGAGACAAUAAUUAGAAAAUAUUGUUUUAGCUUCUUCUUCAUCUUAGAUAUUCUUUCUGCUUUUUCUUUUUGUACAAUAAAUCACAUGAUUAACCUUGGGACGUACUUCUGGCUCACACACUUGAGAUUAUUAAAAAUCUUACGAAUUUUUCUCCUUCUAAAAUUUUGGAUGCACAUAGCUCAGAAAUGGAAUCUGAGCACCGUCACCAUAGAGUUGAUGAAAUAUUCCAUAAUGACCAUCCUGAUAAUCCACUGGGGCACAUGCCUCCUCUACUAUAUUUCUUCCUCGAUAGAUAAUCGCGAACAUGGAGGUUUGGAGGAUUAUAUAAUAAGUGGUUCUAUUUUCUCCCAUUACAGAACAUACUUCUACGAAACCAUGGGUAUAUUGAUUAGUGCGAGAAGCGCUUGUGGCAAAGAUUUCUCUUUGGGAGAAAUAAUAACGACAAGUAUAGGAUUCAUAUUUGGAAGAGUCUACAUGUUGGUAGUAACAGUUUCAAUAUUGAACCAAGUUCUCAAUCAAUGGUCCUUACAAACGAAGUACCUGGGUAUAAUAGAUCAGUUGAAGGAAUACAUGCGUUACAAAAAACUACCAAUGUACCUAAGGCAGAGGAUGUUGCAUUACUUCGAAUACAAAUUCCAACAUAAGUAUUUCCGAGAGAAUCUCAUCACAUCCAUGUUAUCAGAUAAGCUGAAACGUGAAAUCAACAUAGAAGUGUGCAAACGGCUUGUACAACAAGCUUCUUUUUUAGCAGAUCUUCCGACUAAAGUUUUGGGAAAUGUAUUGACGCACCUGAAAUCUGAGGUUUUCUUACCAAACGAUAUAAUUAUCAGAGCUGGAUCACCAGGAGACUGCAUGUAUUUUCUCUCAAGUGGAACUGUUUUGAUUACUACUCCUUCCGGAAAGGAGGUUUGCCAUCUGCAAGAUGGUUGCUACUUCGGCGAAAUUGCCCUGCUUUCCAAGGAGACCAAGAGGACAGCAAAUGUAAUAGCUCUGGAGAUAUGCGAAACGUACAGGCUGGAGAAGAAAAUAUUCAAAAUGAGCAUCAAGAAAUAUCCUGAAUGCAUGAAGGUCAUACAAGCUUUGGCGGAAUUGAGACAUCAGGAAACAUCCGCCUUGGAAGAAUUGCACAAGGAGGAGUUAUUUCACAAGACUUACAUUGGAGAUGAUGAAACUCUGGAAGGUUCAGUGCUGGGUGGUAGAAAGGGCUACCACCGUUCGAGAACUAGCUAAAUUUAAAAUAUUCGUGUCCCUAGUUGAGUAAUUGAGGUAUAACGUAGAUUGAAACUUUGAUUGUUAUAUCUAGCUGUUCAUCAUAAAAGUAUGUUAUACAGGGUGAUUCAUCGCGAUGGCCUAUUAGACGUUUAUGGAAAACUAAUCAUGAGUUUUUGCUGAAAAUUUUCAUGUUGAGGUUUGUGGCAAUGAUUUUUCUCCCUAAAAUAUUUUCAGAUCUCUACAACUUCCGGUUACACCGCAAACAGACUACUACUUCCUCAUUUCAAAUGUCACACCCAGUAUAUCAUUGCAUCAUUAGAUAGCUUUUUUCGAUGACAAUCAAUAUGGCAUAUCUUGAGUAGAAACGGUUCAUGAGUUAAUAGGAUUCUUAUGAAAAAAAUGAUGGCGUCGAGGACCCACAUUUUUUCAAUAUCUCUGCAAAAAAAGUUUUUUUCGUAAAAACCUUUUUCAUUUGAGAUUCUGCAACAACGUAGUAUUAUAAAACUGUUUGGGCUUGGAUGAUAAAUGUACAUGAACUAGGACAACUCAAAUUCAUCAAAACUCAAGAUUUUCAAAUAACAACCAAUAUUUUUAUUAUUUCAGUCGAUUCUACGUAUAAAAAGAGUGGGGUUUACUUGAGCAAAUCCUAUACCUUAAAAUGAAUACUUUGAGUGUUGUCGGGGAAGAACUUUAAAUGAGGAAAAACAGCAAUUUCUAACUGUGUGAGUGGUCUAUGACUUCCGGAAAAAAACAGAGAGAAAUUGAAAUACGAUGUUUCUUUGGAUGACUAAAUUUGACAUUUCAAGAAUUGUAACGAAUUAUUCGUAAUUGAAAAUUGUAUUAGUUGAUGAAUUUCUCUACAAUUCCAACGAAAAAUUAAUUAUAAUUCAUGAAAUGUUGAAUUUAGUUAUCCAAACAUCGAUUUUUAGUUUCUUUUCGUGUUAUCUGGAAAUUACAAACUACUACGCACAGUUAGGAAUUGCGGUUUUUCCUCAUUUAAAGCUCUUCCUCGAUAACUCUUG
Molecule: messenger RNA, 2815 nt
Organism: Harmonia axyridis
Lineage: Eukaryota; Metazoa; Arthropoda; Insecta; Coleoptera; Coccinellidae
Product: potassium/sodium hyperpolarization-activated cyclic nucleotide-gated channel 1-like
Exons: 8
Coding region: 84-1811 (575 amino acids)
Source: RefSeq, a predicted model, not a curated record